GUAACGAUUCAUCGAGACUCGAGAGCCGAGAGGUAAGAAGACAGAAAAUGGCGGCUAUGCGAGAAACAAUGUGUUAUUUUACAUAAUAUUUCAUCUUCACCCUACCUUGUAAGAAAUUGUGCCAUGCAACACAACGAGAAAGGAGGCUAAUUUCUUAGCGUUACUUAAAUUUUAAAGAUUUGGUUUUAUCGCUUAUUCGAGGAUUGGGUUAAUUUCAACGAUACAACUCUGAUCUUGCCUUGUCGAAAAUGGACGACUAUCCAGAACUAAAUAGUCUAUUGUCAAUGGUACAACAAAACGAUACACACAAGAAAAUGAUGGCCAGCGAAGAGUUGAAGAAGUAUCUGAGUAAUCCUCUAAGUCCGCUUACUGCUGAUGCGAUCGAUUGCCUUGUCGACAACUUUAAAAUAUGGAUAAACAGUGGAAAUUAUAAGAUCAGUGCUAGUGGUUUGGAAUUAUUUACAAUUCUUAUUAGAAGAGGUGGAAAAUCUGUAAAAUUGAAUUUGAAUAAAGUUGUCCCUAUAAUCAUUGAUCGCCUUGGCGACAGCAAAGCAGUGGUUCGAGAAAAUUCACGAUCAUUCCUUCAGGAACUAAUGCACUCAUUCACCCCUCAGGUUGUGUUAGAUUUGUUGAUACCAGCAUUUUCUCAUAAAGGCUUUAAAGUUCGUGAAGAAGUUAUGACAUGUUUCAUGGAUUCAAUCAAUGUAUUUGGUGUAACCAAUUUGUCUAUAUCAAAGUUCACCCCUCAUAUAUGCAAAUUAUUGGGUGAUGCUAACAGUCAGGUGCGGGAUAAUGCCAUUCGUACUCUUGUUGAAAUAUAUCGACAUGUUGGUGAAAAAGUUCGCAUUGAUUUAAGUAAAAGAGGAAUUCCACCUACAAGACUUUCAUUGAUCAACUCAAAAUUCGAUGAAGUGUUAAAGUCUGGUACUAUGAUUGCUUCGGCUACGGACGGUCCACCAAAAGCGAAUGGGGAUGUACAAGAACCCGUCAAGAUGCGAGAAGCAAGUGUUAAACUGAAAAAAUCAAAUUUGCGAAAUGAAGCAAAAAGCGAAGGAUCCUCAACAUCAGGACUUGCUGCGGGUGCUGUCGAUGAAAAUGAUUUUAUUCGAGCAUACACGGAUACUCCAACUGUCCAGAUUGGUUCGGCCAGAGAGUUGAGUGAUGCGUUAACAAAGAUUUCCAACGCGUUAUCAAGUCCAUCAGAUGACUGGGAGGAACAUGUUGCCGCAUUAAAAAGAGUCCGUAGUUUGGUGGACGGAGGUUCGCUUGAUUUUGACUUUAUGACACAAUUGAAGCCUUUGGAAGGUGCUUUUAAUGCGGCUGUCAAAUCAUUGAGAUCUGCUGUGGCUAGAGAGGCAUGUGUGACAUUGAGCUAUCUUGCUACAAAACUUGGCAAUAAAUUUGGUCCAGUCGUAGACGGUAUUCUUCCAACGGUAAUUGACCUAAACGCGAACACUGCGACUAAGGUAAUGGCUUCAUCUGGGGAUACAUGUGCAAAGAUAAUCAUUAAGAACACCCAUUAUCCCAGACUUAUUCUUCACAUUACUACUCGAAUGACGUCAAGAUCAACACCUGUCCGAAUUCGUUGCGCAGAUUAUGUUGUGCUACUUUUGGAAUAUUGGGAACUGCAUUAUCUAAAAUCACAUGUUGAUGAAUUAGAGAAGGUUGUUCGAAAUGGCUUAAGUGACGCAAGUUCUGAUGUCCGUGCAAUUAUAAGAAAGGCGUUUUGGCAAUUUUCGAAAUUAUUUAAAGACAAGGCAGACAAAAUGUUCAAUGACUUAGACAAAAGCAAACAAAAACUACUUGAAGUUGACAAAAAGUCUUCUGAUAUUGAUCAUACAGUUGAAAAAUCCACGAGUUCUCGCGGGUCAAUAAGAACUCGACCGACCAGUGCGACUUCAAGAGUAACGAGGACUGAUGUAGUCACUAAUAAUAAACCGACAAGAUUAAAUUCAAGAGAGGCCUCACCAGGACGUCGAGCGUUACCUGGAAAGAAAAAUAACUCUUCAACUCCCAGUCGAAUGGUUGCUAGAUCAGUCAGUAGUGUCGAUGCUCGUGCAGCUGAACGAGCGCGCAUGCGUCGUAGAUCAAGAACAGAAGAUGCAGUUAAACCGUCAAACUAUGCACCAAGUGAUGUUAGACCUAGACCAUCACGGUCUUCAUCGAAAGUCGUUCAUCGAGGAUACAUGUCACAACCUGCUAGUCGCUCUACUUCACCUUCACGCCUCCAUUUUAUGUUUUCACCGAAAGAAAGAUCAAACGUAUAUUCUACUAUGGCAAGUCCUUUAAGAUCAAAGAUACCGACACCAAAUUCCCGUUCUGCAUCACGAUGCAACUCACGUGCCAGCAGUCGUGAUCCUAGCCCUACACGUGAUCGUGGUUUACGUAGUUUCAGUAGCAGUAGCUUACAUGGAAGGAAACCAUCUCAUGUGAGGAGACUGGAUGCGAAGGAUUUUACCGAAGCUGCUGUUUGGGAUGCUUUGUCGAAAAGUCCACGACCGCGAAAUUACUCGUUUAAUUCAACAUGUUCUGAAGAACAAGAUGAAGGCAGUGAUACAUCUAGUGUACACUCAGAUAGAUCAUCUUCUGUUAUGACAACUCUGGAAAUCUCCGAAAUUACUCGUUUGUGCCAAAGCAAGAGUUGGUCUGAACGUCGUGAUGCUCUCACUGCUAUUCAAGCUUACCUUCGAACUUCACGUACUCUCACUCAUACGGAAAUCGUAGUCUGUGUUGAAUGUUUCAAUCGGUUUUUCUACGAUCCUCAUAAUAAAGUCUAUAGUGCAUUCCUGGACACCCUUACGGAUUUCAUGGUUAUACAUAAAGCUGACCUUAACGAAUGGUUAUUUAUUUUGCUGACACGAUUACUUGGUAAACUGGGUGGUGACUUACUUGCUUCUGUACAUUCCAAAGUUGUUAGAGUCUUGGAUGUUGUCAGAGAUUCGUUUCCGUUGUACGUUCAAUUUUCAGUAAUGACGAAAUAUAUUUCUAUGUCAGAAAUACCAAAUCCAAAGACCAGAGUUGCCAUCUUAAUUUAUUUGCAAGGGCUCAUUGUACGGUUGGAUGCUGCAGACUUUAUCAAUUCAUCGGAGACGAGGCUGACAGUAUCACGAUUAAUCGAGUGGAAUUCGGACCCGAAAAGCGGCGAGGUUCGAAAGGAAUCUGCGAAUGUCGUGAUUGCGUUAUUUGAAUUGAAUACUCCAAUAUUCAGUAGCAUGUUGCCUGAGUUUUCAAAAACACUUCACGAGACCGCCAAAAAACUUAUCCUUAAUCACUUGAAGAAAGUUGACAAUGAUCCUAGGGCGUACACUUCAAAGUCCGAUGUAUCAAACGCAAAACCGCCAUCCUCUCCUGGUCGCCUUGGUUACCGUAGUAUUCCUCUCGCAGCGCCAAGACAUUCGAGCAAUGGCGAUGAUCCGGUUGCAUCUGUAGAUGUUGUUUCUAAUGCACUUUCCCCGUUACAACGAGAGGAUAGUGCAACAUCUCUACGCUCGAAUGAAAGCUCUGAAUCCUUAGAAGGAAAGAAAGCAUGUGGAAACCCCCCGGAAAAUUCACCGAGUAUUACGUCAUCUGGUUAUCAUAGUGAUGAGAUCCAUACAAAUGAUACAGUAAUUAAUAACAGCUCACGUCAUGUGUUACAUUCAGAACCGAAAUUACCCACAAGUCCCUCCUUUUCUGUCUCUAAAAAUACUGAGUACGAUGCUUCUCGCUAUCAAGAUGAAACAUCUCGUGUUUCGACCGAUACAAGUGUAAAUGGUGUUGAUACCAAACAAGAUAAUGUGACAGUAUCCAUAUCGAAUGAAUCGUCUGAUACAUUUAAUAAAGCUAUUCAUGAUGAUGUUGAAUCAAUUCGUCAGCUGUUGAUCCUUCUCUCUGACACCAAUAUCGAUGUGAAACGGAAUGCCUUGACGGACCUUUUGAAAAUGGCUAGGGAAUCUUCACCAAGUUUGUGGGAGAGUCAGUUUAAGGACAUUUUAAUGUCUGUUAUCGAUAAAAUGAAGGAUCCUGAUGCUUCAAUCAGAGCUCUUGCAGUGCGAGUUAUCCGUGAUAUGGUCAAAGCUCAGCCUUAUAGCUUGAAUGAACUCAAUGGGCUUGUUAUAUCCGAAAUAUUACAUCUACACAAGGAUAUCGAUAAAAACGUGACUCGCACAGCGGAAGAAGCAGCUUUAACUCUCUCGAAAUCUAUAAGUCCAGAUGAAUGUAUGACUGUAUUAUCACCUUUAAUAGAUGAAAGCCAGUAUCCUGUUAACCUUGCUGCUAUCAAAAUGCUCACAAAGGCGUUGGAAAGUGUUGACAAUACGACGGUAGCAAUUAAUUUACCCCUUCUCGUUGCACCACUAUUAAAGUGUUAUGAUCAUUCAGAGAGUAGUGUUAGAAAGGAGAGUGUGUUUUGCUUAGUUGCUGUCCAUAACAUUGUCGGUGACGCCGUGAUGAAACCUUAUUUAGAAAAAUUACCUGCAACAAAGAUGAAACUAUUAAACUUAUAUAUAAAGCGAUCACAAAACAGUUCAAGCAGUUAAUCGUUGACGUAGAGGUGGAUUCAGUAAAUGUCAAUGAGAGGGAUGGUGAUCAAAGUUCUCGAGGCACGCUAUCAUAGAGGUCAUGCUUUCAUUGGAGAACGACUCAUGCAAAGAGUGAAGUUAAGAACAUUUUUAAUAUUAAUUUUAUUGCUAAACCGAUUUAGAUUUAUUGUUUCAGGUUAGCUAAAAUGCCUAAAACAUUAGUCUAGAAAUCAUAAGGUAAUUGCGUGCAUGCACUUCCUGAAACUGCACUUUGACUAAAAUACUUUAUGUAGUGGGAUUAUUGUGAUAGUUUGUUUUCAUAUUGCGUCAUUUUGCCCACGGAACUGAAAAAUUCAUAAAGUUCUAAUGUAUUGUCAUGGCUAUAGUAUGCAUUUUUAUUUUACUUUUGAAAAUAUCAUUGUAUUUCUAUAUGUAAGAGUUAGCUGUUUGAUGUUUUUAUGUACAAUAAAACUACAUAAUCUACUUAUUACAUAUAAA
This is a messenger RNA of Xenia sp. Carnegie-2017, 4997 nucleotides long. Its product is annotated as CLIP-associating protein 1-like. Gene Ontology annotation, cellular component: spindle microtubule; microtubule organizing center; mitotic spindle. The record is from RefSeq and is a predicted model, not a curated record. Gene Ontology annotation, biological process: mitotic spindle assembly. Lineage: Eukaryota; Metazoa; Cnidaria; Anthozoa; Malacalcyonacea; Xeniidae. Gene Ontology annotation, molecular function: microtubule binding. Bases 249 to 4517 code for a protein of 1422 amino acids. The transcript has 41 exons.